UUUCGAAACCCAAUUGCACAAACCCAUACGCCAUCAAGUUAGUAAAGACUGUUCCGGAGACGACCAAACUCCAAAGCCAGAAACUUUUUUUUUUCUUUCCAAAAACUGUAAUAAAAAUUUGCUUGACGAGGAAGCAAAAUCAAAUCACAAGUAGAAGGAGAAAAAUCGUGGGGAUGACAUCAAAUUAGGGUUUUGAAACCUUCAUUUUCUUUCGCGACGAUACUAUAGUCUCUCGAGAAGCGGUAUAAUACGGAAGAUCCGAGUCGGGUUUCGCGAUAUUUCAAUCGGAUCCGAUGGAGCCGCCUCCUCCCUCCGGAUCCCAACCACCGCAGAAAGCUGUUCCCAGACUGGCUACAGUCGGAUGGCGAACUAUGUUGAUCUUCAAUCUCGGCCUUGCAGCUUUUAUAUUUGCGAAAAAAAGAGAAAGAGACAUUGAUGUGGGCGAAAAAAUGGGAGUUAAAAAGGGUAGUAAAGGUGCGAAAAAGAGUGUUGUUAACACCGAGGUCGAGAAGAACGUUUCAGAAACUGACAAGGCUACGAAACCAGAAACUGCAGUACCGAAGAAGGAAGAAGCCAAACCGGUCCCUAAACCGGAUCCUCUGUUUGAGUUUACAGAUUCAGCAGCAGCUGAUGAGUUGGUGUUUCAGGGUGGUGCAGCGACUGAGCCUGUACAGGUAGCAAGGAAACCGAUUCCAGAAGAUGAGCAAAGGGAGCUUUUCAAGUGGAUCUUGGAAGAGAAAAGGAAGAUUGAACCAAAAGACAGGAAAGAGAGGAAACAAAUCGAUGAAGAGAAAGCUGUCUUGAAACAUUUCAUUCGUGCAGAGAGGGUUCCAAAACUUCUCCCUGAUGAUUCUGUUGAUUCUUCACUUCGUGAUUGGGACAAAUUCUUCUCCUCCAAGUAGAAGAGAGAAACAUAAGACUAAUAUUACUUGUUUUACUUGUUGGUACACUCAUUGCUUUUCUUACUACAUUGAUUCUGUUGACUCUAAUCAACGAACAGUUCAAAAAAAAACAGCUUGAAUGUGAUCUCUUAACGAACUUUGGGUGUUAUUU
Molecule: messenger RNA, 1053 nt
Organism: Brassica oleracea var. oleracea
Lineage: Eukaryota; Viridiplantae; Streptophyta; Magnoliopsida; Brassicales; Brassicaceae
Exons: 2
Coding region: 294-902 (202 amino acids)
Source: RefSeq, a predicted model, not a curated record